AUGGCGCCCAAGAAGCAGCGCGGGCAGAGCGAUGGGCAGCGGCCCGGCACGGCGGCCGGGGGCGGACAGCAGCCGUCGGAUCGCGCGGCCUACCUGCAACGCGAGCUCGCGCUGCUCGACCAGCAGCUAAGGGCCUGCGAGGAGCGCGCGGAUCGCGUGCAGCAGGAGAACACCUUCCUGGACUGCGAGGCGCAGCGCCUGCGCGAGGAGAACCGCCUGUACGCCAGCUACGUGAGCGCGCGCGCCCAGCGCUCCGCCACGGCCGUGGUGCGCCUGGAGGAGAAGAACCGCCAGGACCUGGAGCAGAUCCACGGCCAGCGCGCCGAGCUGGCCUCGCUCUACCAGGGCCGCCAGGAGGGCGUGCACGCGCAGCUGCUAGAGAUGGAGGCGCGCGCGGCGCAGAUGGAGCAUCAAGUGCAGGAGCUGCAGCCCUAUAAGGAGCUGCAGCUGGAGCAGCUGGCGCGGAUCCGCGCUCUAGACCGGGAGCUCUUGCACAUGCGCGUGGAGCACACGCAGGUGCUGCACCGCGUCAAGCAGCGCUUCCUGGACGACAAGGCGGCCUUGGAGCGCGAGGCGCGCCAGCGCGUGCAGUCCCUGGCGCGGCGGGCGGAGCGCGAGGCGGCGCGCGCCCUCAUCGCGCACACGCAGGCCAUCAAGGGGGACAACUGGCGCCUCCGGCAGGAGCUGCUGCGUCUGCUCCGCAGUGCGCAGCUGCUGCACACCCUGCGGCGCCAGCUGCUCGAGCAGCGUGACCAGCUGCGGCGCGAGCACGAGAACACGCGGGACCUGGUGCGCGUGCAUGGCUGGUUGCGCAGAGGCCCUGGGGGUCCGCCACUGUGGCAGCCUCGGCCCAGCACCUCUCGGUCCAGCGGGCGGCCUGGGUCCUUUACAGCCUCCGCAAGGAAGCCCCGCGCAGGCUCCCAGGCCCCGUCGAUGGGCGCUCCGACUCAGGCGAGCGGGGGGGUCCGGUCCUGGCACUCAGUCUUAGGAAUCCAGUCGCGCUCUGGCUCACGGAACCCUCUCCCAGCCUGGUCCAUCUCGGCCUCGCGGCCUCCGUCCCAGGUGCUGUCACGAGGGGACUCACAGGCCCCUUCCCAGGCGCCAUCGCGAGUGGAUUCGCGGACUCUGUCCCAGAGGCCGUCGCAUCAGAGCUUGCAGACAUCGUCCAGGCCCUUGUCUGGCGCCGCCUCGCAGAACACCAGCUCCUCGGACGAGUCCCGCCUCAGGUUUCCUUCGGGCUCUUCCGGGGCUUUGUCUGCAGCUUCACGUUCCGUGGUGUCCAAGGAGAUCGCCGCCAACCGUACUUCGGAAGCCCCCUCGGAGCACAGCUGA
Molecule: messenger RNA, 1332 nt
Organism: Elephantulus edwardii (Cape elephant shrew)
Lineage: Eukaryota; Metazoa; Chordata; Mammalia; Macroscelidea; Macroscelididae
Gene: CCDC166
Product: coiled-coil domain containing 166
Exons: 2
Coding region: 1-1332 (443 amino acids)
Source: RefSeq, a predicted model, not a curated record